This is a messenger RNA of Solanum pennellii, 1154 nucleotides long. RefSeq names its product protein CUP-SHAPED COTYLEDON 3-like. Gene Ontology annotation, molecular function: DNA binding. Bases 187 to 1035 code for a protein of 282 amino acids. Gene Ontology annotation, biological process: regulation of DNA-templated transcription. The record is from RefSeq and is a predicted model, not a curated record. The transcript has 3 exons. NCBI's taxonomy places the organism in Eukaryota, Viridiplantae, Streptophyta, Magnoliopsida, Solanales, Solanaceae.
CAACACUCCUUCUCUGUUUAUAAAUAAUCUCAUUUGUCCCUUUGAAAUUGAUAAUUUAUCAAACAUGAAUUGAAUACUAUUUAUAUUCUCCUCCCAUUUUUUCUCCAAACUCCCAAAAAGAUAAAUUGUUGAACAUAUCUUCAACUCUUUUUUUUAUUAUUAUUUAUCAUCAAAAAAAUAAAAAAAAUGGAUUUAAGAGAAAUUGGAGCUACACUUCCCCCUGGGUUUAAAUUUUGCCCCAGUGAUGAAGAGUUAAUUUGUCAUUAUCUCUAUAAUAAAACUGCUAAUGAAAAAGGAUUGGUUCUUAAUUUUAGUUUAGUGGAAAUUGAUCUUCACACUUGUGAGCCAUGGCAGCUUCCUGAGGUGGCAAAGCUCAACUCUAGUGAAUGGUAUUUCUUCAGCUUCCGAGAUCGAAAGUACUCUACUGGAUUUUGGGCGAAUCGGGCCACAAUUUCGGGUUAUUGGAAAGCUACGGGUAAGGAUCGAAUCGUGCUCGAUCCUCAAACCAGUAAUGCUAUUGGGAUGAGAAAAACUUUAGUCUUUUACAAGAAUAGAGCUCCUAAUGGCAUUAAAACAGACUGGAUCAUGCAUGAAUUUCGACUUGAAAAUCCCCAUAUACCCCUUAAGGAAGAUUGGGUAUUAUGUCGAGUAUUUUACAAAAAUAAAGGUGAGAACAACAACAAUUGUACAAACAAACUUAGCUCACAAAACAAGUGUGAGGCAAUUGUCACUUCUUCAAAUGUGUCACAAUCUCCUAUCUAUAUGAACCAACAUUCAUUGAAUUGUGACAUUAAAUACCAAAACUCACCCCAUCAAAUUAUCCAAAACUCAAACAUAAUACAUCAUCAUUUGUUUGAUUUAUUAGUAAAAGAUCAUCUUGAAACAACUCGACUGACCGAGUGCAGCCAAGAGGAUGAUCAGUACGGAUUGUUAUUCGAUAUGGAUUUUGAAGAAUCGUAUGUUCAAGAUGAACAAAUUCAUUCUAGCCUCGAAGACAUGAGAUUCGAUGAUGAAAAUAGCGCGAUUUUAAUUUGAAUUGUUGAUAUGAUUGGUAGCAAUGAUUAAUUAGUAAUUAUAUUAUAUAUAUGUUGAAUUUGUGAAAGUUUCUUUCUAGUUUUUGUUUAUGAAUUGAGAAUUGUAACAAGUUGAUUGAA